Messenger RNA from Haliotis rubra (blacklip abalone), 1595 nucleotides. RefSeq names its product deoxyribonuclease-1-like. Gene Ontology annotation, molecular function: DNA nuclease activity. Gene Ontology annotation, cellular component: nucleus. The record is from RefSeq and is a predicted model, not a curated record. The transcript is spliced from 11 exons. Bases 10 to 1305 code for a protein of 431 amino acids. Gene Ontology annotation, biological process: DNA catabolic process. Lineage: Eukaryota; Metazoa; Mollusca; Gastropoda; Lepetellida; Haliotidae.
AAAAACAUCAUGGCUACCUCAAGGCGGCAAGGGAAGAGAAGACUAGCUGCAUCCGAAGAUGGCGCUACCCCCCCGCUCGCUGCCCCACCUCUACGAGUGGCCGCAUUCAACAUACAGGUGUUUGGAAGGAAGAAGAUGCAGAACAAAAAUGUCACCAGUAUUAUUUCGAAGGUGGUACAGAGAUACGACGUGCUGUUGCUCCAGGAGAUCCGAGACAAGGGCAUGACGGCUCUUGACAACCUCAUCAACAUGCUCAACAAAAUCGACCCUGAUGAUCCUUUCGUGGCCGAUGUGAGCGAGAGAUUGGGAAGAACUUUCUCCAAGGAACAGUAUGCCUUCUUGUACAGACCGAGCCGAGUGAAGAUUGUAGACAAUUACCAGUACGAGGACGGCGUUGACGACGGCACCGACACUUUCGAAAGAGAACCCUACGCCGUCAGGUUCUCUUGUCCGAACUUGGAAAUUGACGACUUUGCGAUUAUCGCAAUUCACACAUCGCCCAGUAAAGCUGUAGCGGAGAUUAACGCCUUAUUGCACGUGUGGGAAGCGACAAAGAAACACUGGGGCAUCGAGAACGUCAUCAUCGCAGGCGACUUCAACGCCGACGGGGACUUCGUGUCCGGCUCAGACUGGGAGAGGAUAUCUCUAAGGAGUGACCGUCGUUUUACCUGGCUCAUCAAGGAUAACGCAGACACCACCGUCAGCAGCACUGACUGCAGUUACGACAGGUUCGUGGUAACUGGGCCCCAGCUGAAGACCAACAUAGUUCCCGGGAGCUGCAAGGUGUUCCAGUUUGACAAGGAGUUCAAUCUCUCCCAGGAAGAGGCCGAAGAUGUCAGCGACCACUACCCCAUUGAACUUUCCAUAGCAGGGAAGAAAAAUGCGAAACUGCAAAAGAUGUUAAAUACGGAGCUGUCCUUCAACGUCGCGCAGACGCAGAACAUCUCAAGUGUUGGUCAUGUCCGUGCUUUGUACAGGACCAAGAAAGCAAAGAGUGCUGGUUUCAAGAUUGAAGUAAAACGAGAUGGCGACAGGAAGAAUUUGCUUGAAGUGAUUGCCGAAAAGAAGAAUGAAAAGGACGUGGUGAACAGUUUGCAGGAGUUCCAGAAAUUAUUUCCUGAGGUACUGUUUACUGAGUCAAUUGGAAUGGCCAAGGCAUACAUCGACUCAGGGAUUUUUGAGAAGCCGCCAUAUGUGUACGGUCUCUGCACACUCGAGUCCAGGAAGUCCUAUGACGUCACAAUCACUUGCCGUUUAAAGUCUCCAUUGACAUGUCACGUUAAAGUCACAAAUCGCAGAAGCUGAUCUGGAGGGGCAUCCAGGGUCACGUGACAGCACAACCUGGUGACCGGUCUAUUUGGUAGUUUACUCCUUCCAGACUCACACAGUUUGACCGAGUCCUCAGGGAACUACUGGGUAUUAAACCGGUGUUAUAACGGGAGGACAGGAUGACGUAUCACUGAUAUAACACAGUUGUUUAUGGGUAACCUCAUAUAUCGUUACCCAAUUUAUGUAUAAUCACCUAGCUAAGGCAAUGUACUCCAGUGUUUGUGUCGACAUGCAUACCGCUAGAAAAUAAACACGUUAUAAUUAUC